GAUUAGCAUAGGUCAGUCUAUCGAAAGCCUACCUCUGCUCACCAUGAAGUUCCUUCCUCUAUUCGUCAUCCUUCUCCUGCUCGGCUGCGCCUCUCUGGGCAGUGGAGCUGCUGUGGGCAAGCCCACUGGACAGCCUGGCUGCCAAACGGAAGAGGAACUGGCGGUACCGGGCUAUGCCCACUUCUACCUGAAGAAUGCCUACUGGACCUGCGAAACCCUGGGAGUUCCGGCCACCCUCAACUCGUGCCCGAUCGCUCAGGCCUGGUUGGAUGCCGUAAAGAGCUGUGUCCCGUGGUCCGAGUGGUACUGGUCACCCACGGUCCUGCCCCCCAGCGAGCCUCUGGCGACGGUCUAAAUCAGGAAGCCACAUAUUUUAAGAGGUUUUGAAAUAAAUAAAAUACAUUUAAAUGAAGCUA
Messenger RNA from Drosophila serrata, 416 nucleotides. RefSeq lists its product as uncharacterized. The record is from RefSeq and is a predicted model, not a curated record. NCBI's taxonomy places the organism in Eukaryota, Metazoa, Arthropoda, Insecta, Diptera, Drosophilidae.